AUGGCAGACAACGAUUUAGCUGACUUAAGGAAACAGUGCAUAACUAGCCUUUAUUUGUGUACAGAUAAUGUCUCAAAAUAUUUAGAUAGUGAAAAAGAAGCUGAAUUUGAUAAACUAAAGUUGUGUGUCCAGCAGUAUUGCACUUUAGAAGCCCAGCAAGACGUUACCAUUGAAGCUAUGGAGAGAGCAAAGAAUGAGACUGAUACUUCAAAUUUGGAUACUUUAGAGGAGAGGUUCCAAGCCCACCUGAGUAAUCUAGCAGGGAAACGGCUCAGGGUCGACAAUCAUCCAUAUAUGACUGAAUUCAAUAAGAGAUUCCAAAAGGGAUUGGAGAGUGCUGCACGUAAUUUAGAUGAAUCAGAUUUGGCGAUAACAGAAUCACAGGAUCAAUAUUUGGAUCCCAUAACAAAGAGGCCGGUAACUGAUCCAGUAAAGAACACAGUUUGUGGACACAUCUAUGAGAGAGCUACUAUUAUGAAUUUGAUUUCCACAAAACCUAGAUCCAAAUGUCCAGUGGCUGGAUGUGGUAACAGGGGACCCAUAACAAAGGACCAUUUAAUAUCCGAUGAAGAACUCAAGUUCCGUAUGACCAUCACUAAACAUUCCACAAUGAUUCAAGAAAGAUCCAUCAUGGAUUUAGAUGAAACUAUGUAA
Messenger RNA from Spodoptera littoralis (African cotton leafworm), 654 nucleotides. The record is from the annotation of a GenBank genome assembly. NCBI's taxonomy places the organism in Eukaryota, Metazoa, Arthropoda, Insecta, Lepidoptera, Noctuidae.